AUGACGAUUAAUUACAAUUUGGCCGUAUCAACGUCUAAACCUUGGACACUUUUUAAGCUACUGCUCAAAUGGCGUGGAAGUAUAUGGAAAGCUGUGAUAUUAGAGCUCGUUGUUUGGUUGAUUCUGUAUGCAAUUUUAAGUAUAAUUUAUCGAACAGCAUUAGCACCAGACCAACAGAGAACAUUCGAACGAAUAGUACAAUAUUGUGAUAAUCGUCUCAGCUAUAUCCCCUUGAAUUUCAUGUUAGGAUUUUUCGUAACUGCUGUAGUUAAUCGUUGGACUUAUUUAUAUCAGAUUAUUGGAUUUAUCGAUAAUAUUGGAUUAAUGACAGCUGAGUAUGUUAGAGGACGAUCAGAGCAAGCCAGAAUGUUCCGAAGAAAUAUAGUGAGAUAUUGUGAACUUGCACAAGUGCUAGUGUUUCGAGAUAUAUCCAUGAGAACUCGCAGACGUUUCCCAACAUUGGAUACUGUUGUGGCUGCUGGGUUCAUGAUGCCACAUGAGAAGGAACGCUUUGAUGAAAUCCAAUAUCGGUAUAGUAAGUAUUGGAUGCCAUUUCAAUGGGCUUUAGCUCUGACAUAUGAUGCUAGAAAGAAAGGUCUUAUAGAAAGUGAUUAUUAUCAAGUUGUUGUACAAGAAGAAAUUAAGAGAUUCCGUACGGGUUUGGCUUGGAUUUGUAAUUAUGACUGGGUACCCAUACCUAUAAUGUAUCCGCAAUUGGUUUGUCUAGCAGUUCACACAUAUUUCCUUGUUUGCCUGUUAGCCAGGCAGUAUGUCAUUUCGGAACAUGCUGACAAUAAAACUGAGAUUGAUCUCUAUUUUCCUAUCAUGUCUACUUUGCAAUUCAUAUUUUACAUGGGUUGGAUGAAGGUGGCAGAAGCUAUGCUCAAUCCAUUCGGAGAAGAUGAUGAUGAUUUCGAAUGUAACGCUUUAAUCGAUAGAAAUAUAACGAUGGUUUUAAUGAUGGUUGAUAAGGGAUAUGAUCGUCCACCUGAGUUGAAACGUGAUCCGUUCUGGGAUGAAGAUGUUGAGCCCCUGUAUUCCGAAGAAUCUGCCAAAAUACCAAACAAUCCUUUGAAAGGUUCCGUCAGUGAAGUCAAGCUACCCGAACAUGUCACUGAAAUUAAGAUGGUGCCACAUUAUGAUGAUCAUGAUCCCUUAUUACAGCAUUCUCCAUCUCUUAGGAGAAGAGUCAGCGUUGUACCUGUUCGACAAAAUGAACACCGUCAAAGUCGAACAUCGGUUGGCUCAUUGGAGAUGUUCCGUAACAUGAAACACAAACUCGAAAGAUCAUUUUCACGAAGCCACAUUGGAGAAGAUUUACCAAGGAAGACUAUGUCUCAUGGUAAUCUGGAACAUCUGGAUCGUACGAAGAAAAUGUCGUUCAGAAGCGGUGAAACUACUCCGACUGCGGAGAAAUCAUUCACAAAUGGAGCAUUCAUCGAGAGUCAAGAGGAUGUUUCUAACACUUUCAAUCAGUCUAUAUCUGUAGAGAGACCGAAUGCCUUGCACAACACGACGAAGGAAGUUCGGAAAUCAUCUUCUAGCUCGAACAUGAAGCCAGCACAUGAGUUUCAGCAUCAUGUUCUAGACGAUGUGAUGGAGGAAGCCGAAGAAGAAUUCGUAAGAAAGAAAAGUAUUUUCGAGGCUUCAACUCUCGAUCGGAAAGCUGAUGAUGAUGCUAAAUCUCAAAAAAGCACAUCUACUGACAAAGAGAAAUCAGAUGAUAAAAAACAAGAUCAGAUCUCAAUCUCUAUUGAUGAAGAAUGUGAUGAGAAAAAAGAAGAAAACUCUAAAAAGAGACAUUCGACAACAACAGCAUCAGCUGCUGCUGAUACAUCAACGGAUCGUCGUGAGAAUCAAAGAAGCAGUGAAUUUUUCAUCGGUUUCGAAAACGAUGAUCAUUAA
This is a messenger RNA of Auanema sp. JU1783, 1905 nucleotides long. NCBI's taxonomy places the organism in Eukaryota, Metazoa, Nematoda, Chromadorea, Rhabditida, Rhabditidae. The record is from the annotation of a GenBank genome assembly.